This is a messenger RNA of Chanos chanos (milkfish), 472 nucleotides long. It is a transcript of the gene abracl, whose product is annotated as ABRA C-terminal like. The coding region runs from base 65 to 310 and encodes 81 amino acids. Gene Ontology annotation, biological process: regulation of actin filament-based process. The transcript has 3 exons. The record is from RefSeq and is a predicted model, not a curated record. NCBI's taxonomy places the organism in Eukaryota, Metazoa, Chordata, Actinopteri, Gonorynchiformes, Chanidae.
UCCGACUUCUCAGUGAGUUUAGAGGGAACGAAGUAAGCACAACCGGCAAAUUUCCUGAGUCAAAAUGAAUGUGGAUCAUGAGAUAACCCUACUUGUUGAAGAGAUCCGUCGGCUGGGUGCCCCUAAUGCUGAUGGGAAGAUUAGCGUCAAAUUUGGGGUGUUGUUCAGUGAUGACAAAUGUGCUAAUCUGUUUGAAGCUCUGGUCGGUACACUGAAAGCUGCCAAACGGAAGAAGGUCAUCACAUUUGACGGCGAGCUUCUUCUCCAAGGCGUCCAUGACAACGUCGAUGUCAUACUGCUGCAAGACUGAAAAUUGCGGCCAUUCAAGAACCGAAAAUCAGUGGUUCAUGUUGUGCUGAUAUCAUUAUUGAUACAUUGGACAAAAAUGUUGUUAUGGAAACAUACGUGAGAAUGUUUUGUCUUUCAAACUGCAUAAGAUUAUACUUUUUUUUUUUUCUCUUACCAGAGUGAA